Molecule: messenger RNA, 3394 nt
Organism: Colias croceus (clouded yellow)
Lineage: Eukaryota; Metazoa; Arthropoda; Insecta; Lepidoptera; Pieridae
Product: MPN domain-containing protein CG4751
Exons: 7
Coding region: 209-2896 (895 amino acids)
Biological process (GO): double-strand break repair
Cellular component (GO): BRISC complex; BRCA1-A complex
Molecular function (GO): polyubiquitin modification-dependent protein binding; metallopeptidase activity
Source: RefSeq, a predicted model, not a curated record
CAAGUGUUUACCUUACCUAGGUACUUUAUUAAUAUUUUCUUCGAUAUUUUAACUUUUUGUAUAAUAUAUACAGUGUGGUCGCUGAUUAUUUACUAUGUUUUGUAUAUAUUUUGUGUAAUAGUCAAGUGCUGUGUGUGGUGCGGUCAAAUAAUAACUAAGAAUCACAUAGUUACUCUACUAACAAUUGCGGCAUAGGUAUUUGUAAUCGAUGGAGGAUUUGCAAACCUCUCAUUUAGCCGCUGCAUUAAUGUCUGGUAGUGGACAAUAUGCAAAUAGUACACCGUCAGAAUUACCAGCAUCCGUUGGCGCCAAUACAGAUAAAGAAGAACAGAAAGAUAAAACAAAUGAAGUCCGAAAAGAACCUCAUGAAGAAGAAAAAGAAGAGAAGGAUGAUAUUGCUAGUGGAGAAGAGUUUACUGAUGAGGAGUCUGAAGCACAAACGGGCAGUAAGUCCAUGCCUGGAAGAGGUGUCACCCUGCAGAUGCUUUUGGAAGAUAAAAUGCUAGAGCCAGGAAUUGCAGCUAUGACAAUUGAGUAUUUGGGCCAAAAAUUUGUUGGUGAUUUGCAAGCUGAUGGUAAAAUAAAGUCACAUGAAACAGAAACAAUAUUUUGUUCCCCAUCAGCAUGGGCCAUACACUGUAAGAGAAUAAUAAAUCCCGAUAAAAGAUCUGGAUGUGGAUGGGCCUCGGUUAAGUAUAAAGGAAAGAAAUUAGAUACAAUCAAAGCAACAUAUCUUCGCAAGAAACAAUUGCAAAGAGAAAAUAUGCAUAGUGAUGAGGAGACAGAAAUGGAAGUUGAAAGCCCACCUGAACCCCCUCCACAAAGAGUUGUUAUGAAGCACAAUACAGUUCCAAAUAGAAUGAUGCAACAUGAUGCAAAUAUGCUGAUUGAAGCUGUUUCAUUUUCAACUGCUGGAAAAGUGCAACCGUUUUUAGUAUCUGUAAGCUCCAAUGCAAGCCUUGUUCUUGAUACACAUUGCCAUUUGAAAAAAGAAGAAGUAUAUGGGUAUCUUGCUGGCACAUGGGAUAUGAACACACAUAAUAUAGUUAUUACACACACAUUUCCAUGUUUGAUUAGUAAAAGUGAUAGCAAGCCACGAGUGCUGGUUGAAUUUGAAAUACAAAUGGAAAUAGAGAAACUUGGUCUUACACUGCUUGGAUGGUACCAUUCACACCCCACUAACCCAGCUAUGCCAAGUCUAAGAGAUUGUGAUAAUCAACUUGAGUACCAAAUCAAGAUGCGUGGACCUUCUGAAAUAUCUUAUACACCAUGCCUUGGUGUUAUUUGUUCGCCAUAUAAUCCAGAGAGCCCAGUUUUGGAGUCAUCUUUGACGUUUUUCUGGGUAAUGCCACCAUCAGAACAGAGGCCGACUGAAUAUCCGCGACCAUUAUUAUUGCAAUACAAUAUGAUUCACGAUAGUCAUCUCUCAACACAUGCAAUGGAGCAAAUAAAAAGGAGCAUUAAAUAUUAUUUCACUCACGCUGAUGAAACUUUCGUCAAUUUCAAAGACAAUUUCAAACCGGAUAUAACUUUUCUAGAUAAGUUAAAAUGCACGUUAACACCAAAAUUUCCGCGGGAACAAAGUGACGGUUUGCUUUGGCAUUUUAUUAAAGGUGAAUUGGGUUGCGCAUCUGAAAAUGACGACAAAAUGGAUUUAGAUGCUUUAUUGGCAGUGCCGCAACCAAUCCCUGCAUCUAAACCUAGCCAGACAUCAUCCAUUCCUAAUUUUCCUUCUGUCAGUACUUUGCAGCAAAUGGUUAGUAGGCCAGCAGGUGUGCCGCCGAUAAACGUAUCUUCUGCGAUAGGUUCUCUAUCUCCGCAUAAAUUUGAAUCGCCUUUAAAUAUUCCAGUCUUGCCAACAUCGUCUAAGUCGUCAAAGUCUUCUACACCUUUGCCACCGUCAUAUCAUACUGGCUUGGAUAUGUUAACAAACAUGGCAUUAGGUUUAGGCCCAUCUAACCUACCGUUAUCUUUAGGUGCCACCGGCCUCGAUAGUUUAGCGGCAGCUAACAGUAUGUUAACAGGUUUGGGUACGAAUUUAGCGACAGGAUUAUCUGGUUCUAAGUUGCCUGAACUGCCUUCAUACGCUGCCUCGUUACAAAGUCUCACAAGUGGCAUUGGUAACUAUGAAAAAACAUCGACAAGUACUUCGACAAGUUGUACUACUUCUGCAGCACCCAUUCCUGCUAGUGUUGCGUCGAAUUUAAUGAUGAGUUCCGCCGAUAUUGCUAACGCACUAUUUUCAGCGAGUAAAUACUCUAGUGCAGGAAUAUUAGGUAUACCGGAUCCUAUGUCGAAGUCUACCCUAGCCGCUAAUAACAUGUUCUUAUCUCCAUCAUUAUUGAAAAUGCAGGAAUCUCUUUUGAAGCCUCUUUCUACCAGUAGUCCAAUAUCCACAAAGGUUGGUUUAGAUCAAAGUCCGCUUAUGAAAUCUCCGCACGAUUUAUUAAAAGGAAAUAAGGAUGCAUAUCUUCCUCCUGAUUUUGGAUCUUCUGGAAAAGUAAAAGAUAAUAUUUUAUUGGAUCCAAUGAAACAACCUGAAGCUAGUUCAUCCUCAAAAGACACAACGAAAUCAAUGGCUUUAGAGACAUCUGCUACAGAUUUCAGUAUGUCUUCACGGCUUGGCAGUGAUUCGUAUCUCAAUCAAAUGUUGGAACUAACGAAGAAAACUACUAUACCAGACUAUGCAGCCGAUUACAGUCAAGUUAGAAAACAUACAGAAGAAGAUGUGCAGCCCAUACCUUUAUCGUCACACUCUUAUCCAGCAACCACUAGUAUUGCGGAUUCAAUGACUCACGUAGGUUUAAGUAAUUACAGUAAGAUGGAUGAUCCUAUGGAUUUCUGUAAAACGCAAGAUUAUAGUAUGAAUCGAAAUUCCAAUGAAUCUCAAAAUUAAGUUUGUAAUGUAAAACAUUGAAAUUGAAUUGUAUUUCUUGAAUCUUGAUUGAUACAACUUUUUGUUGUCUAUUAUUUAGAAAAAGCAUGACAAAAAAGAAGUAUUCUUAGCGAAGUAUUAAGACUGAUGAAUGAAAAUAUGUGUGAGUGUACUAGUGUACACACGUAAGAAGUGGAACUUCUUUAUGACCUUAUUUUUUUUUUAAAUAAUUUACUAUAUGCAACUUUACAGAAAUACGUCGAAUCACGCGUGGUAGGGUUAAGUAAAAGAUGGCUCGUAACGGAAAAAUGUUACACUAAAUUUUUUUCCAACCUCGAUAAAGAAGUUUCACUUCAAAAUGAAAUUAGAUAAAUUCAUUCCUAAUAGUCUUUUAAUAAAUAACGCAUUAAAAGUAUUAAAUCUCUUCAAGGUGUUGAACUUAUAAUUGGUAGGAAUAUUUAUUUGUGUACCGUGAUUCUGCAUUUAAAAAGUGUGUAAUAAAGUAAGUGUCAAUUUAAA